Alternaria postmessia is the source of this 516-nucleotide messenger RNA. RefSeq lists its product as uncharacterized. Lineage: Eukaryota; Fungi; Ascomycota; Dothideomycetes; Pleosporales; Pleosporaceae. Gene Ontology annotation, cellular component: membrane. The record is from RefSeq and is a predicted model, not a curated record. The transcript has a single exon. Bases 1 to 516 code for a protein of 171 amino acids. Gene Ontology annotation, biological process: arachidonate metabolic process.
AUGCCCAUAUGGCAAGCGAUGAAAGCGACUUCAGCAGCCCCACGAUAUGUGCAAUCCGAGCCCGGCGUCCCGCAACGCUUCGUGAUUGAAAAAGGCCUUGUCGACCAUGGGACUACAAAGAACAAUCCGAUUCGCGAUAUUCUAUACGAGUGUAGAAAGCUGUUCCGAUAUGCCAACGACAUGAUGAUCAUUGUCUCAGUCGGAACCGGCGCCGGUCUCGAUCGGAAAAAUGAAAUCCCUGAGAUGGCAAACAGCGUCGAGGAUAGGAAGGCCGAAGCAAGAACUUGGGGCGAGAAAUUUGAGGCCGAACAUGCGGCACUAAUGGAGCGGAACUGGAUGAAGUACUUUCGGUUCGACGUGACGGGACUGGAAGAUGUGCCACUGGAGGAGUGGAGUCACGAGGAUCUAAUCAAAGAAAAGACGUCGGCGUACCUGGCCCAGCCAGAGGUUGGACAGAGAUUUUAUGCGUGUGUCGACGCGAUAACGGCGUUACUGCUGAGCCCGCAGGGAAGGUAG